Molecule: messenger RNA, 993 nt
Organism: Mixia osmundae IAM 14324
Lineage: Eukaryota; Fungi; Basidiomycota; Mixiomycetes; Mixiales; Mixiaceae
Exons: 1
Coding region: 225-791 (188 amino acids)
Source: RefSeq, a predicted model, not a curated record
AAAGCCGGCUCUCGCUAGCCAGCCAUGUCCAUACUGCUCGCGACCAUUGUGGACUUCAUGAUCAUUCGCAUGCUGCCCCAUCAUGGCAAUCGCAUCCGCAUGGACAUUCGCAUGCGCAUGCAUGAGCCUGGUAAACAUGAUGCAUAUGCGUGCGCGCCCACUCGGAAGGCUUGUUGAUCAGAGAAAAAACACGCUUCAUUUCGUUCGAGAAUUGGGAGCAGCUUAUGAUCACGAGGAGAUUUGCACUCGUCGCGUCUGGUGACAUUAUAAAAGCCAGGCGCCGCGCUCAAUCUUCACUUCUCGCAGGACUUGGCAACAAACCUGGCAAACCUCUCAGCACCAGCAUGGCUGCGCUUCUGCCUCAUCGCGCUGGGGGACCCGUACUCCGGGCAUCCAUCUUUCGUAUGCUAUGGUGCGUACGACUUCGACCACGAGCUUGGCGACUACUCUCAGCACCAGCAUGGCUGCGCUUCUGCCUCAUCGCGCUGGGGGACCCGUACUCCGGGCAUCCAUCUUUCGUAUGCUAUGGUNCGUAUNUNACAGUCNAACUCGGGCGACCAGCGCGAUACCUGCACGUGCUUUCGACUGCUCGCCGUCCUCUUGUCCAACUCGUCUUCCUCACUUUGGUCCUGCUGCUCACUUGCACUCUACAGUCUUUGAUCGAGCUGCUGUCCAGCCUAGCGGUCGAUGACCUCGUAGCCAAGGGCUGGCGGGCUAGCCUUGCAGACAUGCAUACUUAUGUUUUUUAUAUUUUGCCUUUGCUGAAGCUCUAUGCGACCAUGUUGCAAUAAGAGAUCAGGAUAGCGAUCGUGUAUUGACUGUCGCCUCUGCCUGUCACUAAGUCCGUCAAAGCUUGCAGCUUAGCUUGGGCCCAGCUCGAGCUCGAUACUCGACAUCUGAAAGCUAACUUGAAAUUGAUGACAGCAGAGGGUGCUUAUGCGUCUUCCUCAUCUUCAGUGCAGUCUACUACGUUUGCAAGGAAGCCAUCGAGCA